GACUAUUUUAGAAUUUUUUUUCUUCAAAAUUCCAACUUCUUUUUCGGCUGGCGUGGCAAGAUGAUGGAGCAUGGGGACGUGGUUACGCCGUAGAGGAAAUCUGAAAACUUAUCGAUAAAGACCGGAACAACACCGACCAAUGAUGAUCGACGGCGGAUUACCCAAAGCGUCGCCGCAAGUUUAGAGAGUCAUUUCUUCUGUCAAAUCGGGACUGAUCUCACCGUCCCAUACGCCAUCGAUCUACCCCAAUUUAACACUCUUUCAAUCUGGGGAUUUGCAGUCAUUUCUGCAAUCAAAACCCUAAUUCCCCUGCAAAUACACACUGUGUGUACUGGGAGUAGCCAUGGGGGAUGUGGCUGAUAAACUGGCGCAUUUCAAAGCGAUCACUGGGGUUGAAGACUCCGAGCUGUGUACGGAGAUCCUCGCCGCCCAUGGAUGGGAUCUCGAACUCGCGGUGUCCGCGUUUUUAUCCGACAACCAUCCCUCCGGAGCCCAGGCGACGACCUCUGAAGUGCUAACCUCGACCAGCACGGAUGCCCCCCAAGACCUCCAGGAGACUGGAAGGGCUGCAGCCGCAGGCAGUGGUGGACCCCCUGGACUGGCUUGGAAACUCGUUACGCUUCCAUUUUCUAUCAUUUCUGGUGGUCUCGGGUUGGUUUCUGGUGCAAUUGGGUUAGGGAUGUGGGCCGCCAGUGGUGUCCUUUCCUAUUCUUUGGGUAUUAUAGGUUUCAAUUCAGGACGCAAUGGCCAAUCUUCUACCCAGCUGUUGUCUGUUUCGCCUUCGGCUUCGGAAGCAAUGGCUUUCAUAGAUGCUUUCGAGGCCGGGUUUGGAAGCACAAGGCCAAACUUCAUCGCAGAUGGUUUUAUGGAAGCUUUGCAGAGGUCCAGGCAUGCUUAUAAGCUCUUGUUUGUCUACUUGCAUUCUCCUGACCAUCCGGACACUCCUGUUUUCUGUGAGAGGACACUAUGUAACCAGGCCGUGGUUGAUUUUGUGAAUGAGAAUUUUGUGUCUUGGGGUGGUAGCAUAAGAGCAAGUGAAGGAUUCAAAAUGUGCAACAGUUUGAAGGCAUCAAGGUUCCCAUUCUGCGCUGUGGUGAUGGCUGCAACAAACCAGAGGAUAGCUUUGCUUCAGCAGGUCGAGGGGCCAAGAUCUGCUGAAGAGUUACUCUCAGUACUACAAAGAGUGGUAGAAGAAAGUGGUCCUGUACUUGUUUCUGCUAGGCUAGAAGCAGAAGAAAGAAGAAACAAUAUACGCCUUAGGGAGGAGCAGGAUGCUGCCUAUCGCGCUGCACUCGAAGCUGAUCAGGCUAGGGAGCGUCAGAGGAAGGAAGAGGAGGAGCGGUUAGCAAGAGAAGCUGCUGAAACUGAGAGAAAAAGGAAAGAGGAAGAAGAAGCUCGUGAAAGAGAAGCACGUGAAGCUGCUGAGAGAGAAGCUGCCUUAGCUAAACUGCGAGAGGAGAAAGCUCUCUCCCUUGGCCCUGAACCUGACAAGGGUCCCGAUGUUACCCAAGUUGUGGUGCGUUUUCCCAGCGGAGAGCGAGAGGGAAGGAGGUUCUACUGCACCAAAACAAUUCAAACUCUAUACGACUAUGUUGAUUCUUUGGGGCGCGUAGAAGUGGAGAGCUACAGCCUUGUUUCCAACUUCCCCCGCACGGUGUAUGGGCCCGAUAAGGUAAAACUGUCCCUUAAAGAGGCAGGAUUGCACCCUCAGGCCAGCCUUUUCAUCGAGUCGAAUCCAUGAGCGGCCGCCACAUGGCAUUGGCUUCUGGAGUCUUGAUGACCAAAUUGUGAUCCCAAUUCACAGGGCGGUGGAGGAGGAGGAGGAGACGCUUGGUUGUGUUGGGUACUGUUCCGGUUUCUGCAGCGUUGCUUCUGACGUUCCUCAAUGUAUUUGCAGGUUUUAGAGAAAACUACUACUCAUUAUUGUUAGGGACUAAAAAGGGGUCAACAAAUAAAGUCACUUCGAAUAUAGGUUGGCUUUUUUUUUUUUUUUGUGAAAUGUGAGAUUUGCUUUCUUCCUUUUUAAAAAAAUGCCGAGUAGACACUUCUUUAUAUAUAUAUAAACAAGAUACGGGGUA
This is a messenger RNA of Cuscuta campestris, 2078 nucleotides long. Lineage: Eukaryota; Viridiplantae; Streptophyta; Magnoliopsida; Solanales; Convolvulaceae. The record is from the annotation of a GenBank genome assembly.